AUGUCAGGCCGUCCUCGCGGUCGUGCUCAGGGAGGCGGAGGGGGACCCCCAGGAGCAGGACAACAAACACAACUUCCCCAACACACUGUUCCACGUGAGGUGAACGGAAUCUUCGGCGGCACUGCACCAAACCCAGACCCGAGCGUCACUGCUGCCGAAGACGCCUUGCUUCCUACGACUCGAGACAAGUCAUUCGAAUUCACCUACACAGUGAAGAACAAAUCGCCUGCACCAGACGAACUUGAUUUCACGGUUAGCAUGCCAGGGCGUCGUGGAUAUGGCACCGAGGGCCAAGAGAUCACGUUGCGGACCAACUAUUUCAAGUUCAACAGCGACAACACGAUCCUCUUCCGGUACGACCUCUCUUUAGGUUCGGACAUCAGCAGACCAAAGAGACGUCGGCUUAUUGACGAGGUCUUGAGGGACGCCAUGUUCCAAGGCAAAGCAGUCGCCACCGACUACUCAAACGUCAUCAUCACAACCAGCAAGCUCAAUAUCGGCAAGGGUUGGAGCGUUGGCAAGGACAUGGUCGUGCCUACUGAACCUGGCAACACCCCCCAGAAUGUCAAUCAAACCGCUGUUCCUGGUUUCGUCGUCGCAGCUCGAGCUCGAAACACUGUCAAGGUGAAGCUCGAGCUUGGCACUCAAUUCACUCCAAACGACUUGGUGCAGUACCUGAGCAGCAACGCACCAGGAGCAGAGUACCUGUCCCGCGACGAGCUCAUCCAGGCUUACAACAUCAUCAUGUGCAAGCGUCCGCAGGAAACAGAUGGAAUUGUCAAAGCUGGCGGGAACAAAUUCUACCCAAUUGCCGAGCAGCAGGGACCUGACAAGCCUCGAGAUCUUGGGAAGGGGUUGCUGGCUUACAGAGGCUACUACUCAAGCGUUCGACCAUCAAUCGGCAGACUGCUGGUGAACAUCAACGUCACAGCUGGAGCCUUCUAUCAGCCCUUCGCCGUUAUCGACUUGCUUCGGGCAAGCGGCAUACCGUUCCAGCAACUCGGGCUGUGCGAAGCCUUCAUUCGUAUGCUCAAGGUGCGCGCGGUGUACAAGGUGAGAGGACAGCCAGACAUGGUCAAGAUCAAGACCAUUGUUGGCUUCGCCCCUGGCCCGGGUCGCGACCGCCCUAACCGCGGACCUCGUUUCGGCGAUGCGAGAGCUGUCCACUUCGACCUCAACACCAAGGACGCCAACGGCAAUACCUCUCAAACGCGCCGUAUCAGCGUCUUCGACUACUGGAAGGACGAGCGUGGGAUUGUCAUUCAACGGCCGGAGCUUCCAGUCCUCAAUGUUGGCACACCGAAGGAUCCGCAGUACAUGCCCAUGGAGAUAUGCCAGGUUCUCCCAGGUCAACAAUACAAGCGAAUGCUUCAAGGUCCACAGACGACCGAGAUGCUUACCUUCGCCGCCCGCAAGCCAGCAGACAAUGCCAUGUCUAUCGCAGGUACUCCAGGCAGUGGACUGAAAGUGUUCGGCCUUGCAGGCGACACGCAGCGCCAGUUUGUGAAUCGCUUCGGCAUCAGUGUUGGAAAAGACAUGAUCACAGUCCCAGGCCGGAUUCUGGACACCCCCGAAGUCAGGUACAAGAACAACAAUUCUUUGCGGCCGGACAACGGCUCCUGGAACCUGACGAAGAAGGUUUUCGAGGCUGGUGGCUCGUUCUCGAAGUGGCAGAUCUUGGUCAUCAACCCCCAAAGGGGCGAAGCCCUUCAAGCCAAGCCGGACCCAAGAAGUGGUCUCAACGACGCACAGUCAACACUCGCAGAACUACCUCGCACAGUCAGCAGAUACGGAGUUCGACUUGGACAGCAAGCACCCACUCAGUAUAUCCGACUUGACUUUCUUGAUGCUCCCAAUCGCGCGAGCAACGAAUCGAAGAUUGUCCAGGCUUUCAAGAAGGCUCAACAAGCAGGUGUGAGCAUGCUCUUCGUCGUGCUGCCGGAAGCCGACAAGUGGCUCUAUGCCCGGAUCAAGUACAACGGCGAUGUUGGAGCGGGGAUUCACAGCGUUUGUGCUGUGGGCUCCAAGCUUCAAACCGGGAAGGGUCAACCAAUGUUCUUCGCCAAUUUGGGCCUCAAGUUCUGUAUCAAAGGCAAAGGGGUACCACACAAGGUGCCGAACACGCUGAGUGCUCCGCUGGACAACAACACCAUGCUUAUGGGCAUCGACGUCACGCAUCCUUCGCCCGGGAGCAAGCAGGGUGCUCCAAGUAUCUCAGCCGUCGUUGCCAGCACCGACGCCGACCUCGCUCAGUGGCCUGGCAGCAUUCGUCUUCAGACUGGGAUGCAAGAGAUGGUGCAAGGCCUCGCUACCAUGGUCAUCGAGCGGUUGAGGCUGUGGCUGAAGAAGAACGGCUCUCUUCCCACAAAGAUCGUUCUUUACCGCGAUGGUGUGUCUGAAGGCCAGUACGGUCUCGUCCUUCGCCAUGAGCUUCCCGCCUUCCACGAGGCCUUCAAACAGCUCUACGGUGCGGAAGACAAGUGGCCGGCGAUGGCGAUCAUCAUUGUCGGGAAGCGUCAUCACACACGGUUCUACCCGACCAAGGAGGCAGAAGCAGACCGCCGCUCCAAGAACCCAGCACCUGGCACAAUCGUCGAUCGUGGCAUUGCCGGCAAGAUCCUGUCAGAGUUCUGGCUGCAGGCUCACCACGGUUUGCAAGGCACAGCGCGCCCAGCUCACUAUGUCGUGAUCAAAGAUGACAUCAAGUUCGAAGCAGACCAGCUUCAGGGCUUCACGCACAAGCUGUGCUACCUUUUCAACCGGGCGACCAAGGCCGUGAGCAUCUGCCCUCCCGCCUACUACGCCGACUUGCUGUGUGAGCGCGGCAGGGCGUACCUCUUCACGACUUUGGCGGAGAACACCGAGCGAGCAGCCGAUUCCUCUGACAACUCGUCCAAUGCUGGUCCCGCUCCCUUGACACCUGCAGCUCAGAUUGCUCUUGGCUGGAGCCGUCCUGGUGCAGUGCACCCCAACUUGGCUGAGUCCACUUGGUACAUCUAG
This is a messenger RNA of Saxophila tyrrhenica, 3000 nucleotides long. RefSeq lists its product as uncharacterized. Gene Ontology annotation, biological process: regulatory ncRNA-mediated post-transcriptional gene silencing. NCBI's taxonomy places the organism in Eukaryota, Fungi, Ascomycota, Dothideomycetes, Mycosphaerellales, Extremaceae. The transcript has 2 exons. Bases 1 to 3000 code for a protein of 999 amino acids. The record is from RefSeq and is a predicted model, not a curated record. Gene Ontology annotation, molecular function: single-stranded RNA binding; RNA endonuclease activity; protein binding.